Molecule: messenger RNA, 3129 nt
Organism: Closterium sp. NIES-65
Lineage: Eukaryota; Viridiplantae; Streptophyta; Zygnematophyceae; Desmidiales; Closteriaceae
Source: the annotation of a GenBank genome assembly
AUGAUUUACGAAGCGGGGAGAGUGCAGAGGGGGGAGCGCAGAAGGGGGAGUGCAGAGGGGGGACUGCAGAGGGGGGAGUAUGGGGCACAGGCCCAUUGGAGUGCUAGACCAGCACACAGCAGCUCCCCUCCCUCCCUUCCCCUAACAGCAGCAGUGGCCUUUUGGGAAAUCUCAAGCUGUCUCACCCCCUCCUCCUCCCCGCCUACCUACCCCCUGCCGGCUAACCUACCUCCUGUCCACCCUCGUUUCCCCUGCCCGCCCCCUACCCGCCCCCUACCCGCCCCCUACCCGCCCUCACUGCAUCAGCCCAUUCGAGUGACCAUUCGGGUGGUCGACCAGCUCACGGCAGUGGCAGCUGAAAUCGUUUCCUUCUCCAAGGCACGUAACUGUUCCCUUCCCCUCGCCUCCCCUCGCUUCCCCUCACCCACCCUUCCCUCCCCCUCGCUUCCCCUUACACCCCACCCUUCCCUUCCCCUCGCUUCCCCUUACACCCCAUUCUCCCCCCUUUCUCUCCCGUUCGCAUGUGGAUUCGUCUGUUCUGUCUACCCCAUCUACUACCUUCCAGCACAAGAAGCACCCACCCUGUUCCCUUUGCCUCACACUCCCCUUUCCUUUGAUCACAUCACCCCAACCACCUUUACCUUCCCUUUCCAGGAUAGUGCUGUGGUGGUGUCAGGUGCUGGCACCAGUGGCAGAAUAGCCUUUCAGGCGCAGGAAGGGGCGGAGGACAACCAGGAGGCAGCAGAGGCGGCUCUGAGGCGAGUGGAAGGGAGAGGAGUGAAGCACAGCGCAGGAGGGCGCGGAGGACAAUCAGGAGGCAGCAGUGGCGGCUCUGAGGCGAGUGGAAGCAAGAGGCAACCCGUGGGGGAAGCCGUGCGGGCGAGUGCUCUAUAUCGGCAUCAGCUGUGGCCUCAGCGCUCCCUACGUGGCAGCACAAGUCAAGUACGCCCUGUCACAGUCGCACUAUGCCGUUGCAGUCAUGGGUUUCAAUCCGCCCUCUCUCGCGCCAAACACCAAGGUGUCACCUUCCAGUCUGUUCUUCAAGAGCUAAGGGCUCGCAUUGAUGCUGCUGAAACAGACACCACCUCUUACUGUCUUCCCCACUCCUUCCUUUCCAUUCCCAACCAGGGUGCUCCAGGCGUGACCUUCCCGUCCGUGCUUUCAGAAAUGAGGGCUCGCAUCGAAGCUGCUGAAGCAGAGGGGACUGCCCCAAGGCACUUCAUCCUCUCUCCUGCUGUUGGCCCGGAGACCGUCACAGGGUCCACGCGGCUCAAGGGCGGCACUGCCACCAAGGUCCUUCUGGAGACCAUCUUCAGCCGGGCUUUUGCCAGAGUGCUGCGCCUGCCCGCCCUUGGAAGCUAUGCAGGAGUGCCCCUUCUGCUCAUCAACCCUCCUCCCGAGCUCACUCCUGACGAUACCACGUCGGUUCGGCGGGCGGCACGGGUAGGCUGGGGCCGAACCGAGGCUGCCCCGGCGGCUCGGUACGGCGAUGUGAUGGCGGCUUAUGAGGGGGCGAUGAGGGGGGUUUACCAGCAAUUACCCGGAAUUGUGGCCCUCACCCGUCUCUUCCAUCGCGCCAUCAGCACUGGCGGCCGGGUCAUGUACAUUGGAGACGACUCACUCGGCCUCGUUGGUCUUAUAGACGCCUCGGAGCAGGUCCCCACCUUUGGAGCGCGGCCGGGCUCGUUCCAAGGCUUCCUCACCUCCACGUGGCACCGCCUGAUUCGUCCGUUGAACCAGCACACAGUCGAUCCCCUGGGCUCAUCUGCUGCUAGUGGCAGCAGCAGCAGCAGCAGCAGCAGCAGCAGGAGAAGCAAGGCAGGGGCUAGGGAAGGUGAAAACGAGAAAAACAGCAGCAGGUCUCAGGUAGCAGAUGCAACAUCAAGACAGAGGAGCAGCAGGGGAAGCGAGGCGAGCACUAGCGGGAGUAGCAGCACGAGCUCUUGGUUCUUUCCCUUCCGGGCUUCUGCUGCUUCUGCCUCUUCUCCUGCUGCAUCCGACUCACUCUAUCGCCAGCCCACGCCAGAGCCGUUAAAGUCAAUCAGCACAGACUACUUUCUGCUUGAGAUUCUCCCCACCACACGUGCCAACGACACAAUUCUCCUGUUAGAGUCACACGUGCUACAGCCACAGCUGUUCCCUCUACCGCUCCUCACCGCCCUCCACACACGAGCCAAGCAGGGACUGCUGUCCCUCGCUUUGCUUAGUGUCGGUGUGGCUCCUCACGACCGGCUCUUAAUGGUGUAUGAUGAUGAGGAUGGGGUGGAGGAGGGGAAGGAGCGGGAGGAAGAGGAGGAAGGGGAGGAGAGUGAAGUGGAAGGGAGUGAGGAGGAGGGGGAGGAGGAGGGGAGGGAGGAGGAUGAGGAGGGAGAGGAGGAGGGGGGUGAUCAAGGGGAGAGUGGAGCAGGAGGGCAGGGGGAGGAAGGGGAGGAGGGAGUGGGGGAGGGAGGGGAGGAGGGAGGGGAGGAGGACGAAGAGGAGGAAGGGGGAAGUAGCGAUUCUGGGGUGCUGGUAGGGAGGGAGUUACAAGAGGAGCGAUUGGCUGUAGCUAAGGAGAAGGCAGACGGUGCAUCUGACGAGGGGAUUGAGGAGGACAGUGAGGAGGGGAGUGAGUGGGAGUCGGUGGAUGGGGAUGAAACCGAGCAUGUGCUUCACAGUAGUAGCGCCACGGUGAAACUGGCCCUCAACGUUGCUAGUAGCGGGGCGCAUGUGCUUUUAGGCAAAGUGUACAGUAACCGCAUGGUGGACCUUAGAGUGAGUAACGAGAAGCUCUUUAAGAGAGCGGUGAGAGUGGUGGGGGAGCUGGCAGGGGUUGGGGCAGAGGAGGCGGAGAGGUGUGUGAGGAGGGCGAUAGUUAUUGCUGAAAGAGAAGAAGGGAUGGAGGGGAGGGAGGGGAUGGAGGAGAGGGCGGGGAGGGUGAAGGGGGAGGUAGGGGAUGAUGAGGGGGUUAGCAUGGGAAGGAAGGUUGAGGAGAUGGUGAGGGUUGGGGCGAAGAUGGAAAGAAUAGUACCCACUGCUAUUCUGCUGGCAGCUGGGUGCUUUGGUGAUGCAGAGAGCGCUAGGAAUGCAGCACUCAGCAACAGGAGUGUCCGAAUGCUAGUUGCUGAUGCGUUGAACAGGAAAACCUAG